AUGCCUGCUGUCGAUCCCAUAACAAGCAUCGAGACUGCAUGUCAUUCGCGCGGGCUUGCUAGCGUUAUCGGCAUGGUGGUUUCCAAGCUAGACGUCCGUCACAGCAAAGGCUCUUCAUAUACUGUCACAUUCGAACUUAAAGAUUCUAGAUUCGAUACUCCUGCCUGGGCAGAUAGUUUGAAAGUCAGGUUUUUCAACAAUGACGAAAGCAAGCUGCCCCAUGUUCAGAAUAACGAUGUAGUCCUUCUCCGGAACAUUCGAGUAAGGCUUUGGAAAGUAAAAGACUACCAAGGCAGGGACACCGCGACUGUCUUUCAACACGACAAUGUCUCUUGGGCGAUAUUUAGACAUGAAGAAGAUUCCAGCAAGAGCCCGUCUAUCACUACUGGGCCUGGCACGUUCGACCCGACAUCAGCAGAAAAAAGCAUUGCACUUGCGCUUCUAGAAAAGUACACACCGGAGGUACAAAAUAACACCUGGCGAACCGGUCCAUCACAAGCAGCUCAGGUUGUCCAGGCUUUUUCAUCCCAAAAAAAGUCAGGUCUUCCCAUAGUCCUGAUUAAAGAUAUUGAGGCAAGUCGUUUUGUCCAAAUCAUCGGUCAGGUGGUGAAAGACCAUAACUACGAGAGUCAUAAGAGUACCAUUUGGAUCACUGACUACACCGCCAAUGACAAUCUGAAUGAUCAUAAGAAAGAAGAUGAAGAGACAGGGACCGACGGCGACUCUUUUGGCUACUUGAAUCAUUCAAAGAACUCAUGGCCCGGUCCCUGGGGAAAAUUGACUAUGCAAAUCACGCUGUGGGAUCCGCAUGCCUCGUAUUCCCGGGACAAUGUCAAACCAGGGGACCUAGUGCUCCUCGGAUCUGUCCGCCCUAAAUUCAACAGCGGCGGCAUCCUUGAAGGCGUCAUCCACGAAGACAAAAGGUUUCCUCACAAGGUCCAUUUGCGCACUAUCUCGAGUGACUAUAGUGAAGAGGCCCAAGAGCUUAUGAAGCGGAAGAAAGCUUAUUGGGAGAUCCAUGGAAAGCCGAAAAACGAAACCAAGCAGUCCAAGAAACAAAAGAAGAAAGCAACCGAAAAAGAGAAAAUCUUGGAAGAGGGCCAGAAGGCACUAUCAGCGACUUUGGCCCGGGCGAAGCGAAAUUCAAAUGUCAAGACACGCGAAUUUGGAAUUCCAGUGCGCUCCGUGGAUUCGAUCUUAGCAGCUGAUCACCAUGUUAUAUCUCUCCCGGGCGGGAUAAGUUACAAAUUACCAUUUCAAAACGUUGCUUAUAACACCAUUGCCCGAGUUGUGGACUUCUUUCCCCCAGACUUGGCAGACUUUGCAGUGCAAGUCCGAACAAAAACUAUUGUGCACCAAAGCCAAGAACAUACGACCUGGGAAUGGCGUUUUUGUCUUCUGGUAGAAGGUAUUGAACCAGUGGUUUCAAAAGAUCAACCACGAGAACAAAUGAAGAUCUUUGUCUCUGGCGCAGAAGCUGAACAUCUGCUUUGCCUGGAUCCUACUGAUCUCCGUGCAAAUCCAAAUAAUUUGGAUGCACUGAGGGAGAAACUCUUCCUCCUCUGGGGCAAUCUCGAAGAGAAGAAACGAGAAGGGGCGAAUGCAGCUCAGGGCCAAAAUUGGACACCACCAGCGGGGCUUUCAGGAGUACCGGUGCAGUGUUGUAUUAAGGAGUAUGGGGUUCGGUGUGUACAUUCCCGAGACCCAGAUGCUAUGCAAGUCGACGGAGAACCAUGUGGUGUGCAGGAGGGGUGUUUUGGAUGGGAAAGACGAUUUUCUUUGUACGGUACUACGAUUCAUGAAUAA
This is a messenger RNA of Penicillium longicatenatum, 1806 nucleotides long. RefSeq lists its product as uncharacterized. The transcript has 3 exons. Lineage: Eukaryota; Fungi; Ascomycota; Eurotiomycetes; Eurotiales; Aspergillaceae. Gene Ontology annotation, biological process: regulation of telomere maintenance via telomerase; telomere capping. The record is from RefSeq and is a predicted model, not a curated record. Gene Ontology annotation, molecular function: telomerase inhibitor activity; G-rich strand telomeric DNA binding. Bases 1 to 1806 code for a protein of 601 amino acids. Gene Ontology annotation, cellular component: nuclear telomere cap complex; chromosome, telomeric region.